AUGGAGCGCGAGAGGAAGCGCCACCAAAACAGGAGCUUUAGUUACGGAAUGAAAGACCAACCACGGGAACAGUUCAACUUCCGUGAUUCUUCACGCCUGAUCCAUCAACAUCUAGCUAAAAACAGGCGAUUUGACCAGAAAAUGGAAAAAAGACGUCCUGUGCAAGAUAAAAUGGAUGGAUCAGAGAGGCAGAACGAUCCCCAAAACUGUCAGUCCCAAUGUGGAGGAGAAAUGGGAAGAAGGCAAGAGAAGAGAAAGAUGCAGAAUGUUCACCAUGCCAGGCAGGUGCCCAAAGAUGACCCGCAGCUUGGGAGAUCCCAACAGUAUAGAGGGAAUAGCACCAAGGAUGGUCAUUGGCAUGAGGUUAAAAGCGGCAGAGGAGAACCUGGCCAAACUAAGGCCAAUGAAAGCCCACUGUUUCCCAAUCAUAAACUCAAAAGAUGCCGGGAAGGUAAACUAAUUUUUUUCCUCUUCAUCUACCGUUUCUGUUUGUCAAUUGUGUUUUGUUAGAAUUGUCGAUUUUUUUUUAACUUAUUGUACUGUGCUGCAAAAUAUGUCAGCACUAUAAAACCCAUUGUAAUUGUUAUUUAAGGUCAAGCCGAAGCCAAAGAUGGGGAUGGUUUCCGUCAUAAAAGAAGACAAAAGGCAGAUAUGGAGUACAGUCCUCCCAGAAUGACACUAGAGGAGCUGGAUAAAAAACUGGCAGAAUAUGACCUUCCUACUAAAAGUCUGCUAGUUAAAUCAACAGACUUCAACUAUCCCCAAAAUUGUCAGUCCCAAUGUGGAGGACAGGUAGGAACAAGGCAAGAGAAGAGAAAGACGCAAGAUGUUCCCCAUGCCAGGCAGAUGCCCAAAAAUGACCCGCAGUUUGGGAGAUCCCAACAGAUUAGAGGGGAUAGCACCAAGGAUGGUCAUUGUCCUGAAGUUAAAAGGGGCAGAGGAGAACCUGACCAAACUAAGGACAAUGAAAGUCCAGUUCGCAGUCGUAAACGCAAAAGAUGCUGGGAAGGUAAGCUCAUAUUUUCCGUUUGUCAAAUGUGUUUUGUUAGAAUUGUUUGUCUUUUUUUCUACCUGUUGUACUGCGCUGCAGAAUAUGUCAGCACUAUAUAAAUCAUUGUAAUUGUUAUUUAAGGUCCAGUCGAAGCCAAAGAUGGGGACGGUUUCCAUCAGAAAAGAAAACAGAAUGCAGAUAUGGAGUACAGUCCUCCUAGAAUGACACUAGAGGAGCUGGAUAAAAAACUGGCAGAAUACGACCUACCUACUCAAAGUCUGCCAGUUAAAUCAACGGACUUCAACUAUCCCCAAAACCGUCAGUCCCAGUUUGGGAGAUCCAAACAGAUUAGAGGGGAUAUCACCAAGGAUGGUCGAUGUCCUGAAGUUAAAAGGGGCAGAGUGGAAGCUGGUCAAACUAAGGCCAAUGAAAGUCCAGUUCGCAGUCGUAAACGCAAAAGAUGCUGGGAAGGUAAACUGAUAUGUUUUCCCUUCACCUACUGUUUCUGUUUGUCAAACGUGUUUUGUUAGAAUUGUUUGUCUUUCUUUAUACCUAUUGUACUGCGCUGCAGAAUAUGUCAGCACUAUAUAAAUUAUUGUAAUUGUUAUUGAAGGUCAAGCUGAAGAUGAGGACGGUUUCCAGCCCAAAAGACAACGGGUCCCAGAUAUGGAGUUCACUUCUCCCAGAAUAACACUAGAGGAGCUGGUUAAAAAGCUGUCAGAGAUACAUGUUGAAAGCCGGCCAGUUAAAUCAAUAGACGUCAACCAUCCCGGCACACAAGACUCAUCUGUUGAAGAUAUGGAAGUCGAUUAG
Messenger RNA from Pelobates cultripes (western spadefoot toad), 1804 nucleotides. NCBI's taxonomy places the organism in Eukaryota, Metazoa, Chordata, Amphibia, Anura, Pelobatidae. The record is from the annotation of a GenBank genome assembly.